AUGGAGCUCGUAGCGCGUGUUCUAGCUCACACGCUGCCGGCGCUGGUGGUGGUUCUCAUGGGCUACUGGAUGGGCAGCGGGCUGACUGCCUACGCUGCGAAGGACGGCGUGGUGACGGCCAGAGACACAUCCGGCUUCUCGUGGGCCUACGGAGACCCGCGGGUGUUCAACUGGCACCCGCUGCUCAUGAGCUUCGGCUUCGUCUUCUGCUCCAUGCAGGCGGCGCUGGCCUACGUCUCGCUGCCCUUCAGCCACACAGUCAACAAGCGCAUCCACUUGUCGCUGCAUGCCUUGGGCUUCCUGAGCGCCGUGCUGGGGACUGUGGCCGUCUUCCGCUUCCACAACGAGCACGGCAUCACCAAUCUCUACAGUCUGCACAGCUGGCUCGGACUCACGGUCUUGAUCCUCUUUGCGGCGCACUGGCUGGGAAGUUUCAUUGUCUUCUUCUACCCGGGGGCGCAGCAGGAUGUCCGCGCAGCCAUUGGCCCCUACCACAUUGCUAUUGGCCUGUCGAUUGUUGGACUCGUUGUCGCGACCGUGGAGGCUGGGAUCCUGGAGAAGCUCUCGUUCAACGCCAGCUGCAACGUGGACGGAGAGCUCAAUGGCGAGAGUGUCAAGGGCUACAUGGCCUCCGACUGCGUGGUUGGGAACGCCAUCGGUCUUCUUGUGGCGCUGUCACUUCCAGCGCUGGUCGUCACCAUUUGGCUCUCGAAGACCCAGCGAAUCGUCAAGGCAUCGGGCGAUGAGGCGACUCCCCUGCUGAACGCCGGCUCGGGCGACGAGAAGAAGGAGUUCAACGUCUAA
This is a messenger RNA of Phytophthora sojae, 804 nucleotides long. RefSeq lists its product as hypothetical. Bases 1 to 804 code for a protein of 267 amino acids. The record is from RefSeq and is a predicted model, not a curated record. Gene Ontology annotation, molecular function: oxidoreductase activity. The transcript has 4 exons. NCBI's taxonomy places the organism in Eukaryota, Oomycota, Peronosporomycetes, Peronosporales, Peronosporaceae.